Sorghum bicolor (sorghum) is the source of this 1055-nucleotide messenger RNA. RefSeq lists its product as uncharacterized. Bases 152 to 736 code for a protein of 194 amino acids. Lineage: Eukaryota; Viridiplantae; Streptophyta; Magnoliopsida; Poales; Poaceae. The transcript has a single exon. The record is from RefSeq and is a predicted model, not a curated record.
CCGGCGCGGCGUCACCUCGGAGAAAGCCCUUCCCUUUCCCAGCAGGGCGAGCGAGAAGCAAGCGGCUUGGCACCCCAGCCUGCUGCCUCUGCUCUCUCUCUUCGCCUCUCUCUCUCUCUCUCUCUCUCCACUCUUCUUCCCCAGUAUUGAGAUGGACAAUGUCCUCAUCGACCGAUCAGCGAGCGGAUUUGAGUUCCGGAGCUUCACCAUGGGCGCGCUGGCGCCUGACACUCGCAGUCGCAGCAUCUACAGCUCCUUCCCGUACGUUUCACCGCUGCCAUCCUUCCAGUACGUGCCGUACCUGCACUCUUCGCUGACCCUCCCUCCGCUGCAUCCUCGGCGCCACCCGCCUCGCCUCCCGCUCCCGCCGCCGGCGGUAGCGGCAACGACCAUGGCCAAGGACGCCGCUGCCGCCAAGGGAAAGCCGGUGACGGCACCGAGGAGGACGGGACCGGCAGGAGAGUACAAGAGGAAGAAGCCGCCGCGGACGCCGAGAACGGGGGAAGAGCCUCCGAGGGCGCAGCAGCGGAGGAAGCCGCUGGAGCGGGCGACGCCGCUGCCGCCGGCGCCCGCCGUGCACGAGGCGCUGGACGACCUGGAGCGCCAGGUCACUAGGGGGUUCGUCGAGGACCUCAUGCUCGCGCUCGCGCCGCCGCCAAGCAGCUUGCCGCUGCCCACCUUCUCACUCGUCAGGGCUGCCACGCCCAAGGCCGUGGUGUCAUCCUGCACAGUUUAGCCAACCACAGGCGGCGCCACCAAUCGUCUUCCUUUCUCCAAGACUUUUUCUUUGGAUGGAAGAAAAAAUGCUGCUACAAUGCUUUUUAUUCCUGAAAGAAGGGGGCUAUUUUAAUUACUCCCUCAUUUUCUUUACAAUCCUUUUUUCUAAUUUUGGUGUGAUGUGAAAGUGAACCUAAUUUAUACGGUUUGCAUAACACAUCCACUGUUAACUUCUUGAUGGGGGGUCAGUUUUUAUUGGCUUGUAUCAAGAAUUCAAGAUCAAGAUAAGUCUUACGCUUCACCAUGUAUCAAUUAUAAUAUAUACAUGUCCUUUGUCA